AUGCACACCGCCCAGUCAGCGAAUUGGAUGGCCCGGGGCAGCUGGGGCAGGCUGAAUUGCUUUGUUACAAGUACCCAAAGUGAUCUACAGAUUACACUUCUGAGUUCAACUCAGAUCGCCCACCAACACGAGCCUUCCGCAUGUUUACAUCCUUCUCAUUCCCGCUCGACUAGGAACAUGGUGAACAUCUGA
Molecule: messenger RNA, 192 nt
Organism: Penicillium vulpinum
Lineage: Eukaryota; Fungi; Ascomycota; Eurotiomycetes; Eurotiales; Aspergillaceae
Exons: 2
Coding region: 1-192 (63 amino acids)
Source: RefSeq, a predicted model, not a curated record